GUCCGAGUCGGCGGCGUAGGUAGAAGCCGCUGUGCGGGAGCCAUCAUGGCGGAUCAGGCAGCGCAGCUGCGGGCCGACGGGAUCGUGAAGCGGCUGGUGCAGGAGGGCCGGGGUCCGAUGCCCGACUACCGCGACGGCACCAAGGCCACUUUCCACUACCGCACCAUGCUGUCCGACGGGGAGCACCGCGUGCUGGAUGACAGCCGUGCCCGCGGGAAGCCCAUGGAGCUCAUUAUUGGCAAGAAAUUCAAGCUGCCAGUGUGGGAGACCAUCCUGAGCACCAUGCGGGACGGGGAGCAGGCUGAGUUCCUGUGUGACACCAAGCAUGUGGUGCUGUACCCGCUGGUGGCGAAGAGCCUGCGGAACAUCGCGGCGGGAAAGGACCCCCUGGAGGGACAGCGGCACUGCUGUGGCAUCGCCCAGAUGCAUGAGCACCACUCUCUGGGCUACCCCGACCUGGAUGACCUGCAGCAGAACCCCCAGCCCCUGAUCUUCGCCAUCGACAUGCUGAAGGUGGAGGCGCCCGGCUCGUACCGGCAGGACCCGUGGGCCAUGACGGACGAGGAGAAGAUGCAGGCUGUUCCGCUGAUCCACGAGGAGGGCAACGAGCUCUAUCGUCAGGGCAAGGUGACCGAGGCAGCCGCCAAGUACUACGAUGCCAUCGCCUGCCUGAAGAACCUGCAGAUGAAGGAGCAGCCGGGCUCCCCAGACUGGAUCCAGCUGGACCAGAAGAUCACCCCCUUGCUGCUGAACUACUGCCAGUGCAAGCUGCUGUGCCACGAAUACUACGAGGUGCUGGACCACUGCUCCUCCAUCCUCAAUAAGUACGAAGACAACGUCAAGGCCUAUUUCAAGCGGGGGAAGGCGCAUGCCGCCGUGUGGAAUACGGCCGAGGCCCAGGCCGACUUUGACAAGGUGCUGGCACUGGACCCGUCACUGGGCCCCGUGGUGGCCAAGGAGCUGCGCAGCCUGGAGACGCGCCUGCGCCAGAAGGACAAUGAGGACAAGAUCCGCUUCAAGGGCAUCUUCUCCCAGUAGCGGCUGUGCCAGGCCCGGGGAGCAGCAGGGUGCUGCCAGAGGGGGCUGUGCCGACCGCCCCAGGGCCUGGGCUGGAGUGAGCUGGCAGCAUCCGUCUGUCUGUCCGUCUGUGCUUGGCGCCCCCGUGCUCCUCGUCCUCACUUCCCAUGCUCUGUAGCCAAUAAACUGAUAUUUAUCCAUGGGCUCUGCCCUCCCCGCCUGAGCCAGGCCAAGGAGCCCAGAGCCGCUGCCAUGCCCCCCUCCACCGCUUCCACAUUAGUGCUGCCCUUGGGCACCCUGCAGCCCCUGUUACAUGGGUGUGUGAGCUGGGUUUGGUGCCUUGUAGCUGGUUUAUCUGCAGGUCACUGCUGAUCCCCCAUGGGGUUAUCCCCACUCUCCUAAUGCCCAGCAAGCAGUUCUCAGCCUGGCACUGCCCCCAGACUGUGGCUGCAGUGCUGUCGCCCAGCUGGGCACUUGGCGCUGAGUUGAGCCCUUCACAGCACAAGAGGGGGGGCCGUGGGCCUUGGGAACCCCACCCUCUAAUUGUGCUGACUUAGGGGGAGGGGACUGGCCCUAAGCUCUAGCCCCAGGCCGCCCUGGCUGGGGACAAGUGACGGGAGAGGUUCCUUCUCCUCCUGCUACCUGUGUGAGGUGGGGGCAGCUCCUGAGGCAAGGCCUGUGGCGGGGGGGGGGCAGCUCCCCCAGUUGUGCUGCAGAGAGGGAGGGGCAGGGGGAGCGGGGCUGCCUGUUACCAACUGAUGUGUCCAAGUCUCUAAAAUCCACCUGCAACCUGCGAGCAUCUGGAAUUGCUGUGUCGGCAGGGGCAGGAGGGGGUGCUGUGGGGGGAGGGGAGUGGUGGGUACUGCGGGCUCAGGCCCUGGCACUGUUCCACCAGGCUGACCUCCCGCAAGGGGCCAGCCUGAGCUGGUGGCUGGCAUCUACUGGCCUGUAGGGAGCCGUGCCCUCACUCUCAGCAAUGCUGCUUCACUCCGCUUGGGAGUGCUGGUGCUUCCUUCUGGGGGGUGCCCAGAUUGGCCACAAGGGGGCUAGGGGAGCAGCUAAGAGGCCCUGAAGUCGACUGCCAAGGGCUGUGCAUUCAAUUCCUGCCUGGGGCUAGGGCCCAGUUUGCCCAGGGACAGGGAGCUCAGCAAGGGCCGUAGCUCCCCCAGUGAUGGCUAUGUGGACCUUUCUGAUUAAGGAUUGAUUCUCCAAAGUGCCAUCAAAUCCCUGAGUGCGGCGAGCUGGGCUGUCAAAGUGCCGCCCCCCCCCCCCCCCCCCCCAGGGACCAGGCAGGUGCUGGGAUAUGAAUCCAGCCCUCCCCACUGAGCUACGUUUAUCCUGGUCAGAUGACUCCUGGACUUUAAGGCCAGAAGGGACCAUCGUGAUCAUCUUGUCUGACUUCCUGCACCUCGCAGGCCAGAGAGCCUCACUCGCUCCUCCUGUAAUAGACCCAGGACCUCUGGCUGAGUUACCAAAGUCCUCCAGUCAAGUGACAGAGAAUCCACCAUUGACUCUGGCUAGUUCAAACCAGCAAGUGACCCCGUGCCCCAAUGUGGCAGAGAGACAAAAAAACCUCUGCCAAUUUGACCCGGGGGAGAAUUCCUUCCCAACCCCAAAUAUGCCCAUCAGUUAGACCCUGAGCAUGUGGGCAAGACCCACCAGCCAGACACUUGGGAAAAAAUUCUCUGUAGUAACUCAGAGCUCUCCCCAUCUAGUGUCCCAUCUCUGGCCAUUGGAGACAUUUGCUGCUAGCAGUCGCAGAUCGGCUACAUGCCAUUGCAGGCCGUCUCAUGCCAUCCCCUCCAUCAACUGAUCGAGCUCUGUUUUGAAACCACUUAGGCUGUUGCUACACUAGAGAGCUUACAGCAGUGCAGCUCUAACCACUUGAAGCCAACUGGAGAGAGCUCUCCUGUCAGCUUGAUUAAUACACCCCCAAUGAGCAGUGAUAACGACGUUGGCACGAGAGGUUGCCCACACCGGUGUUUAUGUCAUUGUAAAUGAUUUAGCUCAGGGAGGUGGCUUAUUCACACCUCUGAGCGACAUACCUUAUACUGAUAGAAGUAGUAGUGUAGACAGCUGUAGAAGGGUUCGGCCAGGGCUCGUCCCUCCCCGGGGCGGCAGGGAAGCACACCGCCUCGCUACGUCCGUUCAUUUGGGUGGGGGAACUAGUCUGGCCACGGGGUCUCAUGGCCCACGAUAGAAGCACAACCAAGGAUUACGUCCGGUUGGCGGGCAGUAGUGAGUCCCGCGCGCCGGUCCUCGGAGCUGAGUAGCUGCUAUAUAACGAGCGGGCCCUUGCCCUGGGUCAGGGCGGGACAGCAAAGGGUCAGUGGCUCAGGCGGGGUUGAGCAAACAGUUAAGCAAUAGGCCCCAGCCCUGGUUCCAAGGGCCUGCAAGAGCGGGAGACGGCCACCCACACGGGUGGCAGCGGGGAUGCAGGGCCACCCACUCCACUGCGUCCCAGCCCAGGACCCUAGCAGUGGAAGAGGACCUGCUGCUGUGUCUGGGGAUCCUGACCGCAACACACUGACAUUGGCUCUGGCAGUGCUGCAGCCAGACGAGGGUCAGCUGCCCCCGGGCUACUUCCUGACUCCCCCGCAGAGGUAUCUGCAUCCAGACGGUGUCUCCCAAGGGGUCAAGCACCAUGGGUUCCUCAGGGCAACCGGCGAGCAAUAAGUUUGAGAGCUCCUCUGGGUAAUUUGCGAAGGGCAGGCUUGACUGCUUCUCUGGGCUCGGGUCGGCAUCAGGCAUCGGCUGGUCUGGCCAGUCCUCGGGUCAGCCGCCAAUUGCUGGGGCCUCCGGAGCAGGGAGCGGGGUGGAUUUGACCUGGGAAUGUUGCAGGGGGGUUGCAUUGGGGAUGGGGGAUUUCCCUUGAAGGAAGCUACCUGAUCUGUAACUUGAGCCAGGAGAGGGGUUGGGAGAAGUGACACCUGGCCGGGAGACUGAACAAAGAAGAGGAGGAGCUGGGGGGAGGAGGAAGAGAGCCGCUGGAGGAGGUUUUGUUGUCAGUUUGGGGCUGGGUGGUAAAAUGCAGGGAACCCCAAGCUGGGGUCUAAGCUCCCUAAACCCCCCAGAAGGACUUGAUUGAGGGGUUCUGGUUGUACCUACAUGCUCUGCUUGGGACUGUGUUCCUGUCAUCUAAUAAACCUUCUGUUUUACUGGC
This is a messenger RNA of Malaclemys terrapin pileata, 4180 nucleotides long. RefSeq names its product aryl hydrocarbon receptor interacting protein (gene AIP). NCBI's taxonomy places the organism in Eukaryota, Metazoa, Chordata, Testudines, Emydidae. The transcript has 6 exons. Gene Ontology annotation, molecular function: protein binding; peptidyl-prolyl cis-trans isomerase activity. The record is from RefSeq and is a predicted model, not a curated record. The coding region runs from base 46 to 1038 and encodes 330 amino acids.